Molecule: messenger RNA, 604 nt
Organism: Pelobates fuscus (common spadefoot toad)
Lineage: Eukaryota; Metazoa; Chordata; Amphibia; Anura; Pelobatidae
Product: D-dopachrome decarboxylase-like
Exons: 3
Coding region: 78-434 (118 amino acids)
Molecular function (GO): phenylpyruvate tautomerase activity
Source: RefSeq, a predicted model, not a curated record
GCAGCCCUCGUCCUGUUCUGUCCUGUGCAGUCCAGCGCCGUGUCACUUGUCGGCAGAGCUUGCAAUCAGAGGCAGACAUGCCGUUUCUGGAGCUAGACACCAGCUUCCCCGAGAAAGACCUUCCCGAGGGCUUCGCUGAAAGCUUGUGCUCAGCUGCCGCCUCCAUCCUGGACAAACCCCGUGAAAGGGUGCUUGUCGUCAUAAGAAGUGGACUGACCAUAGUGAUGGGAGGAUCAUUUGCACCCUUUGUCCUGCUAAAUGUUUCUGCCAUUGGAGUGGUGGGGACAGCAGAACAGAACAAGGAGCACAGUGCCAAGUUGUUUGAUUUCCUGACGAAAGAGCUGAGCUUAGAACCAGACAGGAUUCGAAUACGAUUUCUUCCCAUGGAACCCUGGCAAGUUGGCGUCAAAGGAACUGUUAUGACCUAUUUGUAAUAAGUAAUGGAGGAAGACCAAUGACCAUUCAGGAGAUGCUGAUUCUGCCUUUGUCUGUCUGAGAUGUUGGCAAAUGAUUACUUCUAACACAGAACUGGCUCAAUGGAUGGAUAUUUACUCAUAAUGCACAUUCCAUGCUGUCUUUAAGAAAUAAAAUGGUGCUCUGCCAA